AUGAGUGACGGAAAUGAUGGUCAGGAACCUCGGUCAGGUUGGCAUCACGAUUCUGCCGAUGGCGACGCUGAAUCUCUGAGAAAAUCUUCUUUGCCAUCGGUUCGGGGUGAUGGUUCUCCGGCUAGUUCAACGAUCACCAACCAAGCCGUCCACUCAGCCAGUGCCUCAUUUGCGCCUGAAAGAAGUGCUUCUAAUGGUACCGUUCCAGUGGACUUGGUUUCGGAUGGCGCCAGUGAGCAGGCUCUUGGCUUCAACUCAUCGGCUAUGUCAACGAAGCAGCGCCCUCGAAGAUGGGAAGCAAAUAGCAGUCGAGGGUCCUCUCCAUUCCGACCACGAAGCUCAAAAGCGAUCGGAAAGAAAACGAAGAGCCGUAGUUCGCCCGGCAGAGUCGCAACUCUACCACCGUUCGCGGCCCACGACUCAAAUGCGCCGCGCGGUGACCGCACUCCGCCUUCGCAACUCCAGUCAGAACGAUUUCAUCUCAGUCCAACUUCAUCUGACGAACUAUCGCUGACGCGGAGCGCCAGCCCGGAAGAGGCGGCCUUGACCCAGCGGUCACGUGAGUCGUCGGAGGACAUCAGCUAUGGCCGAGAAUCCGCGAGACAGUUAAGCGAGGAGCAGAGUCAUGUGGGAAUUGGCACUGAAACAACUGGAGAAGAGAAUCGGAUCAAUGAUAUCCGAGCAACUUAUUCUGGUCUAGAAAUGUGCGAGAAUAGCGUCAUAGCAUAUGACAAGCAACUCCUCGCCAUGGAUACUUUGGCCACGCACCUCCAACUUCAAGUGAUCACUGACCUGCAUUGGACGCUAAUGAAAGAGCACCAUGAUUUCUUCUUGGCCUGCGCAAAUCCCCAAGCAAGCCCAAGUGUGAAAAGCCUUCCCGAAACAUACAUGAUGCCAACUCGCUUGUGGCGCCACGGAAUUCAUGACUACCUGGAGAUGAUGCGUCAUCAUCUCCCGCACUCCCUUGAGCACAUGUUGUCUUUCAUUCACCUCGCCUAUAGCAUGAUAACAACUUUGUUACUGGAAGCGCCUGCAUACGAAGAGACCUGGAUGGAAUGUCUAGGAGAUAUCUCAAGGUACCGAAUGGCCACGCGAACUGCUGACAUGCAGGAAUCCGAAUUGUGGGCUGGCGUUGCAAUGACUUGGUACAAUCGAGCAGCUGACCGGAACCCGGACAUGGGUAAAUUCCAACACCAUCUGGGAGUCUUGGCUCGACAUGAUGUCACACAGAAACUCUUCUAUUACACAAAAUCUCUCCUCGUCGGGCAGCCUUAUCUAGACACGGAGACAAGUGUUCUCGACAUCUUCAAUCCGUUUUUGAAAGACUCUAAAGCGAUGCACCGUUUUCCACCGAUCAGUGCAUUCAUUGCUGCGCACGCGUUCCUUUUCACCGGAGACGUGAACGACGACGUCCACGAUGCCGUUAAUACCUUUUUAUCGCACUUGGAUCAGUACGUGGUUCAUCUCGGAGAGACAUUCAUCUUGCAAGGUUUCUUCAUCUCAGCUUGUAAUCUAGCGGCCGUCCUGGAAUACGGGAACGAGGAUGCACUUCUAUCACUUGAACUCGAUGAAUCAAAUGAAAGCAAACCAGUAUCCGUUCAAGACUGGAUUGCAUCGGCCGCUUCUCGUUGGACUUUGCCGGAUGACCUUGAGGCGGUGCAGAACGAGUUGCUCGCCUCCAGAGACUCGCCGGAUCUGUCCCCGACAUUUUUCUACGGCUCUUAUAUGGCGUAUCAGACAAUGUCGGUGCUCCUCGAUCGGAUUGGCGACAAGAAUAUCUACGCCGCAUGCCAUGUCUACCUCGCGUUUCUGUGGUGCCUCGCGUUGACCCCCACAGGGAUGAAGCAUAUGGAGGCUGUCAUCCCGUGGAGGAAAAUCUCUGAAUUUCUCAAUUCUUUGUUUCGCAGCUACAUCAAACCGCACAUCGCGGAAAGGUCUGAGUUUCCGGUGUCUGAGGAAACCACCUGGGUGGCCGAGGAUUUUCUCAUCAGAGGACAGUGUUGGGCCCAACGCUUCUAUCCCCCAUCGUUCUUUGACGGUGCGCCUACUGUAGACUACGGGAGGCAUGUUGAGCGGCCAUCUCGUGAUAUAACGAGAAUGUAUAGAUGCCUCUGGCUGGGCAUAAGGCUUUCCGGGUUCAACCGUUGGAUUACGUAUGACUCUGAGACUCGAAAAUUCUCCACGACUCGCUUUGCUCUGGACCUCGAAGAGAUCGCCGAGAAACACAAUCCUUUUGCAACACAAACAAGCAAAGGAAAGCAACCAUCGCAGCGUGCGAAGGUGCCCUAG
This is a messenger RNA of Aspergillus homomorphus CBS 101889, 2289 nucleotides long. RefSeq lists its product as uncharacterized. Bases 1 to 2289 code for a protein of 762 amino acids. Gene Ontology annotation, biological process: nuclear-transcribed mRNA catabolic process, nonsense-mediated decay. The record is from RefSeq and is a predicted model, not a curated record. Gene Ontology annotation, molecular function: protein binding; telomerase RNA binding; telomeric repeat DNA binding. Gene Ontology annotation, cellular component: telomerase holoenzyme complex. Lineage: Eukaryota; Fungi; Ascomycota; Eurotiomycetes; Eurotiales; Aspergillaceae. The transcript is spliced from 4 exons.